CCUACAACCCCAUUCAUUCCAACUGUAGUAUUCGAUCCGAUAACUUCUUUCCAAAAUGUCUCCCAUGAAUUUAAUAUUCAUUUAUCUAUCAAUGCUGCUUCUGGCCUUUUGGCAAGUCGAAGGAAGACGCCUAUCGAAGCGGCUGAGCUACUACAACUACGACGAUGAGGCGGAUAGCUUCGAGAAGCAAUCGGACUUUCACCUGCAAUCGAUUGCUCCUUCGGAGGAAGAACAGGACAAUAUGCAUGGAGUCCUACAUCCCGAUGAUAUGGUUUUUGGAUAUAAUAAUAAUCACUUUAGUCGCAAGAAGCACCGUUCGCAGGUGAAGCCAGCUAGGAAGUACCCCGAUGUUUGGUCAAUGCCGGCCAACGAGAAACAGAAGGAUGGGAAGCUAUCAAAGAAAUAUGAUUUCGACUUGAAGAUGUUGGACGAGGAGGAUGAACAGCAUUGAUGGGAGCCGAAGACUGCCAGAAACGAUUUUUUGCUUAUAUUUUUUAGUUUUUCUUGUCUUAAUUAUUGUUGACAAAAAUAUACUUUUACACUUAACGUUUUGUUGA
This is a messenger RNA of Drosophila eugracilis, 557 nucleotides long. RefSeq lists its product as uncharacterized. Lineage: Eukaryota; Metazoa; Arthropoda; Insecta; Diptera; Drosophilidae. The coding region runs from base 56 to 451 and encodes 131 amino acids. The transcript has a single exon. The record is from RefSeq and is a predicted model, not a curated record.